GGGCAAUAAUAAGAAACAAUGACGGCAGGUCACGUUGAUUCACGACGUCAUGAACGAGAGAAUCGAAGCUCGUUAUUGAUUGAUCCUCGGCAUGCGUAGGUAAGAGAAAAGAGGAUUCAGGAACGUUUUCUCCGAGAACUGAAGAAAGCCUUCGCCUAAAGCUCUUCCACCUGCAUCAUACAACUUUGUAACUCCCCAGGCCAUUUCUUUUUCCUUGCAUCAAGUACCAAAAACAACAUCCAGCACUCACUUGCAGGACCAAUAUACCUUUCAGACCUUGCAACCUCGAGACGACCCCUGCUCUCAUCCUCGCACCAUGUCCUUCCUCAGCCGAAGCUUGACCCCUCUGCGGGCAUCUGGAAAAGCACUUCGACCUCAAUCCGUUGCAGCACUGCACACUUCUUCAGCACGUCAAGGUUUGAACGAGGAGAAUAUCCACCGCGACGACAGAGACAAGGAGAUCGACCAUCACAAGGCGGACAGUGUGGAAAAGGCAAAGACUGGCCGAGGAGAGUGGAAGCCCGAGUUGGGAAGCAACAGUGAACAAAACGUCAGGGGGGACAAGCACAACAUGACCAUGGAACAGAUGCAAAAGUUGGGUCAGGAGAAGGCCAACGAGGGCAAAAACCCCGCCGGAAGUGAUAGCUCCAAGGGUUCAAAGGUAUAGUUAUAGUUGGACCAGAAAAAGGACGAGGCAUUAUUCCCUCAGACCCCAGUGAGACUUCACGGUUUUUGUUAUGAUUACCUGAAUUGCGGUCACGGAUCCAGGGAGCUCAACACGAUCUUCAACAACGGCGCCAGACGUGAUUGUUUGCGCCCUGUAUAUAAGUGCAUAGCAAGAACAAAAGAGAAUCCAAAAUUUGGACAAGAAAAUUGCACAUGAUA
Exophiala oligosperma is the source of this 885-nucleotide messenger RNA. RefSeq lists its product as uncharacterized. Bases 317 to 667 code for a protein of 116 amino acids. The transcript has 2 exons. NCBI's taxonomy places the organism in Eukaryota, Fungi, Ascomycota, Eurotiomycetes, Chaetothyriales, Herpotrichiellaceae. The record is from RefSeq and is a predicted model, not a curated record.